Messenger RNA from Ipomoea triloba (trilobed morning glory), 578 nucleotides. RefSeq lists its product as uncharacterized. NCBI's taxonomy places the organism in Eukaryota, Viridiplantae, Streptophyta, Magnoliopsida, Solanales, Convolvulaceae. The transcript has 3 exons. The record is from RefSeq and is a predicted model, not a curated record. Bases 8 to 412 code for a protein of 134 amino acids.
AGUUUCAAUGAAGCUAGCGUUUUUACUAUGUGUUUUCAUGGCUGCAUCUUUGUUGGCAUCAAGUUCGAGUGCAAGAUUAGGUGAAGGAACAGAGAGAAAGCAGUUGUUCAUGACUGGGCAACUUUGCAGGUCUCACCAAGACUGCAAAGCCAAUAGCCUCUACACUGGAAACUUCUGCAUCAACAAAAUCUCUGAAUCUGAAAUCGGGCAUUGCGUUGGAUUUGGUUCCACUUUGGAAACAGAGCAAGAAAACAGCAAGUGCAAGAAAGAGAAGCACAAGAAGAAGAAGAAGCAGAAGAAAAGCAAGGCGAAGCCCAGUGGUUGUGGAAAGUGUGAAACGGACGACGAUUGCAGGGGCUGCCCGGCAGCAGCGGCAUGUGAGAAAAUAAUUUUAGAUGGCAUGUGUGCUUGAUAUCUGAUCUCCUAACAUUUCCCUAAUAAUGAUGUCCAUGAAUCAUAUGCGCAUGUAUUAAUCCUACGAGAGAUCAAUUAUCUGCGUGCUUAAUUAUGUAAUAUGUACUGCAUGUAAUGUUAUGCAUUGAUGGUUUCCUAAUAAAUUUCCUCUUUAAUUUGUUGUU